GGUGCCAAGGGCCGGCCAGAAUUGGAAGAUUCUGACGUCGCGGCUCGAGCGAAGCCCAGAGGAAACAGCUGCAUUGCACCGAGGCCGGCCAGUCUUUGCUCCUCUGCCCUAGCAAGAGUCCGGUUGCCUCGCGGUGGAUCCUGCGGCCUCCUCCUUUCAACAGCCUUAGGGAGCAGAAGAGGCCUCGGCCCAGCAAACAUCCCACACUUCUUCUGUAAUAUUGGGACAGAAAACAUGUCAAACAAAGGAAAGGCUGGAAGAUAUAGGGGUUCGGUGAGGGAUUUCCCAAACUUUAAUGCCAACCAGGAUGCAGAGGCACUGUAUAAUGCCAUGAAGGGAUUUGGCAGUGACAAAGAAGCCAUACUAGAUCUCAUAACAUCCAGGAGCAAUAAACAAAGAAUUGAGAUCUGUCAAGCAUAUAAGGCUCUGUAUGGAAAGGACCUGAUUGCAGACUUGAAAUAUGAAUUGACGGGAAAAUUUGAACGACUGAUUGUGGGUCUAAUGAGGCCCUUGGAGUACUUUGAUGCCAAGGAAAUCAAAGAUGCUCUAAAGGGGAUUGGGACUGAUGAGAAGAGUCUGAUUGAGAUCCUGGCAUCUCGGACGAAUUCACAGAUCCGUGCUCUGGUGGAGGCUUACAAAGAUGCAUAUGAAAGGGACUUGGAGGAAGAUGUCAUAGCAGACAGUUCAGGACACUUCAAGAAGAUGCUCAUUGUACUGCUUCAGGGCAACAGAGAAGAAGAUGAUGUUGUGAGUGAAGACUUAGUGGAACAAGAUGCCAAGGACCUGUUAGAAGCUGGAGAGCAGAAAUGGGGCACAGAUGAGGCCCAGUUUAUCUACAUUCUUGGAAACCGAAGCAAACAACACCUUCGGCUAGGUAAGCUGGAACAUUGCUGUACAAGGAAUAAUAGAAAUAAUUUGAAUCUCAAGCUGUAUUCUUUCUUAGCAACUUGUGAUCCUUUUUAGCAAGGUUUUAUACAU
Molecule: messenger RNA, 978 nt
Organism: Python bivittatus (Burmese python)
Lineage: Eukaryota; Metazoa; Chordata; Lepidosauria; Squamata; Pythonidae
Source: RefSeq, a predicted model, not a curated record